Messenger RNA from Petromyzon marinus (sea lamprey), 1283 nucleotides. Its product is annotated as gamma-crystallin C-like. Lineage: Eukaryota; Metazoa; Chordata; Hyperoartia; Petromyzontiformes; Petromyzontidae. Gene Ontology annotation, biological process: lens development in camera-type eye; visual perception. The record is from RefSeq and is a predicted model, not a curated record. Gene Ontology annotation, molecular function: structural constituent of eye lens.
UGUUGUUUCUCUUCAACGUGACUUUACCGAAAAAACUAAGAAUAUAGAUCAAGGAUACCAAUGUGAAUGAGUGCGCCAGGAUGAAGUCCGCUUUUCUCUUCAUGCAAAGAAGGCGCAAGCCUGACAAGGAUGCCAGAAGAGGUGACCAAUUUCCCCGUUUGCGACGGCACCUAAUGAGUUGACGAUUUAAGGCUGGAUCAUGGGUUCUGAGCUGCAAAGGCCCUUUGAGCCAAAAGAUCGGGUGACGCUCUACGACUUCACAAACCUGCAGGGCAGGGGGCUGCCCUUAACGCGGGACUGCCCUCGCUUACUGGAGCCGCGUCGCUCCUUCCGCCGCCGCACUGCCCACGAACCUGCUGCCCACGGCCCUGUCCGCUGCCACUCGGUCCGAGUGUCUCGUGGCGCGUGGCUGGGCUAUGCCCUGGAGGAAUUCUCGGGCCCGGCGGCACUGUGGGACGGGGUCGGUGGAGGUGAACACCGCCACGCGGGCAGCUGGGGCGGAUUCCCGACCGUCGUUGCGUCCGUGCGGAGGCUGCGUCGGGACCUGGAGUGUCCGCCUCUGCUGCAGCUGCACUCCGAGCCAGGGGGCCGUGGCCGCUCUGUGGAUCUGCGCGUCGACGUGCCGGACCUGGCCACCCUCACGAGUCGCGAGGAGCCAAGCGAUGGGGUUGACCCCCGCAGCGCCCCGACUCUGGGGCGCGUAGCCAGCGUGCGCGUGUGUGGCGGGGUGUGGGUCGUAUACCGUGACCCGAACUACCGCGGCCCGCACCGCGUGUUGGAGGGCCGUGGCUGCCUGGACGUGUGUGGGCCGGCCCCAGCAUCUGUGCGGCGAGUGGCGUUCACUCCCGUCGGAGACUCUCCGAGCCCCAACCUUGAGAUGGAUCCGAGUCCAAAGCCGGGGCUGAGCCAACUCGGUGAACAAAGCAGCGAUGAUGCCAUGACUCCCACCUGUAUUCCCUGCGUUACUGUGCAAGGGUCGUCUCUCUAGUUCUAUUCUCGCAUCACAAAAGCAUCUUUAUUUUUACAUGAAGGAUGAGUUGUAAAUUAGGUAUGAAAAUAGCACAUCACUCGGACUUGGGAGUGAUCUAUUAUUAGCCUGUGGGCAGAGAGAACUUGGGUGGCUUUGAUCAAUUCACUACCCAUUAUUCCAUAAGGGUAUUAAGCAACAUAAGCAUGUCACAAACUCAUUACGCUUAUUAUAAAAGGUCUUUCAUCACCAACUCCAAUGCUGUCCUGUAAUUAUUUAUUUUGCCACAUGAAGGGAAUUCUUUUUAAAAAAUGUU